UCGGCGGCGGCUAAUAACAACAUUAGGAGAUUAGCUGCAACUUCUCCCCACUUCUCUAACCUUUCCCGGCCGAUAAUUUGCCGUGCUUUCUUCCCACUCUUUUUUUUUAAUUACUCCUUUCUAUUUUUUUUUCUUUUUUUGGGUAGGGAGAUAGAUACCUUCUUUUGGUAAACUAAAGAACGGAGCGGGGCGGGGGGUUAAUCCGAGGCGUUUCUCUCUGUCCGUCUGUCUACCCCCCUCUCCCCCUCCCCUGUUUUUAAACCCCUUAGUCAGAGGCAGGGUGCAAACUAAAAGCCACCACCACCACCAUCUCCUUUAGGAGAUACUGCGGCCCUCGCUGGCAAGGCAGGGCAGGCAGGGGCUGGCGGGACGGACGGGAGCGGGCCGGCCUCGCCCCUCGGUAGUGCCCGCGGCGGCAGAAGAGGAGCGGCUGCUGCAGGGGGACCGUCUUGCCGCUGCUCCUCCGGCGGCGUCUCCGUGCAGCGGAGGGACCGGCUGGGAGGGGAGGGAGAACCUGCUGCACGGGGGUUUGUCUGUUUACGUACACACAUAGCUGCGAGCGGGGAGUUUCUCCUGCCGGCGCGUCCUGCGAGCUGCCUGGAGAAUCCCGAGUCGGAGCUCUGCCGAGCGGGGCGGGAGAGGAGAGCCGAGGCAGGGCAUGAGUUUUAGCGCGAAAAGCGGCGCUUCGCUGAGCUCCCGGGCAGCGCGGUGGUGGUGGCGACUGCAGCCGUCCUGCGCCGCGGCAGCUCCUGCCGGCUCCUUCGGUGGCAGCUGGUCGCGGCCCAUCCUGGACAUGUCCUACUCCCGUCAGUUUCUGGAUUUCCAGGGCUCCUCCAUCCCCAGCUCCAUGAAGAAGCUGGUGGUGACUAAGCUGAGCCAAAACUUCAGGGAAGCGGUCACCCUGCAGCAGGACUCGCCCGUGCCACUCCCGGGAGACGGAGACCUCCUGGUCAGGAACAGAUUUGUCGGCAUCAAUGCAUCUGAUAUAAACUACUCAGCUGGUCGAUAUGACGCCUCAGUUAAACCCCCCUUUGACAUAGGCUUUGAAGGUGUGGGUGAAGUGGUAGCGUUAGGACUCAGCGCUAGUGCAGAUUACACGGUGGGUCAAGCUGUGGCCUACGUGAAAGCAGGUUCCUUUGCUGAAUACACAGUUGUGCCGGCCAGACAAGCAGUCCCUCUACCCUCAGUGAAACCCGAGUUUCUCACUUUAAUGGUAAGUGGUGCGACUGCAUACCUCAGUUUGAAAGAACUGGGAGACCUGUCUGAAGGCGAGAAGGUUCUGGUGACAGCAGCAGCUGGAGGAACAGGCCAGUUCGCUGUGCAGCUUGCAAAGAAGGCAAAAUGCCAUGUAAUUGGAACCUGCUCCAGUGAUGAAAAGGGUGGCUUUCUGAAAUCCAUUGGCUGUGACCGUACCAUCAACUAUAAAACUGAAAAUGUCGAAUCUGUGCUUAGGCAGGACUACCCCGAAGGUGUGGAUGUGGUGUAUGAAUCUGUUGGAGGAAAGAUGUUUGACUUGGCUCUCAAUGCCUUGGCUAUCAAAGGGCGCUUGAUAGUUAUUGGGUUUAUCACUGGCUACCAAAACCCCACUGGCCUCCAGCCCAUUAAAGCAGAGUUUUUGCCAGCAAAACUAUUGAAGAAGUCUGCUAGCGUCCGGGGUUUCUUCUUGAACCAUUACUUUUCUGACUACAAAAUGGCUCUGCAGCAUUUGCUCAAGAUGUAUGAAAAAGGAGACCUGGUUUGUGAGGUGGACUUUGGAGACAUGUCUCCUGAGGGCAAGUUCACUGGCUUGGAAUCUGUAUUCCGUGCUGUAGAUUACAUGUACAUGGGAAAAAACAUUGGAAAAAUUGUAGUUGAAUUACCUCACUCUGUCAACAGUAAGCUGUAAAAACAGAACAAUGAUAUAAAUCAGAAGAGAGAAAAUGGGCACUUUAUGCCUCAGAUUUACUAGAAACAAUUUAUUUUUUUAAGUUUAAUAAUGGAUAUUAUAUUAAAAAGCAGCAUUAAAGUGUUAAUAAAAAGGAUGGGUUUGUUGGGAUUUUUUUCGUUUGUUUAGUUUUAUUUUCUUUAAAGUGUUUAAAUCGGUGGCUAUAGCAGGGACAUAAUGGGCCUGUGUUUGAUAUUGUCACUUAGGUUAGCAUGAGACAAGAACAUUGUUCUUGACAGAAUAAGUCUUGAUGCAGAGGCAGAUUUAGUCUGUCAGCCUGAUUUGAUAAGACUUCAUCUGUAGUUCAGCUCAGAAAAAAAAAUCUUUCAGCAAUUUUGAUUCCCUGAUUUAAAAAUAAAAUUGUUAGAACAAGAAUAAGUAAAGAGUUGUAUCUUUGGGUUGCUCUAUUAAUAUUUUGAAGUUUCUGGGAAAAAAAUGCUCUUGAUUUUCUGUCACAAACAUGAUAAUCAUAAUUCAGUUGGAUCAUGGAUCAUCGUAAUAUUCCUUGACUGAUUACACAGGGAAAUUUAUCCUCCAAUUCUGACAUGUCAGUAAUAUUAAGCAACUUGACUUUUUUUUUCCUAAUCCUGUCUUUCAUAACUAUAAACAACUGCGCAAUUUUCUUUUAAAUCUUUAACUACAAGUUGCAAUAUAGUCUCAUUUUGUUGCCUUUUCAUUUUCCGCUGUUGCUGUUUAUUGUCCAGUCUCCCCUUUAGUCAGUAUUUAAAGAUUAUUGGAAUGGGAUUUUGAGACAUGUUAUUGUAUGUUCAUGCCCUGUAUAUUUUUUGAAGAUUAAAUAAAGUUUUAAAAGCUAUUUAAA
Passer montanus (Eurasian tree sparrow) is the source of this 2744-nucleotide messenger RNA. RefSeq names its product zinc binding alcohol dehydrogenase domain containing 2 (gene PTGR3). The record is from RefSeq and is a predicted model, not a curated record. Gene Ontology annotation, molecular function: zinc ion binding; oxidoreductase activity. Lineage: Eukaryota; Metazoa; Chordata; Aves; Passeriformes; Passeridae. Gene Ontology annotation, cellular component: mitochondrion. Bases 659 to 1885 code for a protein of 408 amino acids. The transcript is spliced from 2 exons.